AUGCCUCUAAACGGGCGACGGCUUCCUAAAAUGAGACUCUGGGGACUUCUGCCUUUCCUGAUCCCCUUCAUCUUCCUGUGGAGUAUCUGGGAAGCUGAGCCAGCAGAGGGGUUCUUUAUCAGAUCAUGUCCAAAGAAUAAAGUAAAGUGUAGUUUUGAAGAAAGAGACCAGUGUUCACGAAACAAACCAUGUCCAGCGGAUCAAAGGUGCUGCCUGUUCGUCUGUGGGAAGAAAUGUCUGGACCUCAGUGAAGAUGUAUGCAGUCUGCCACGGGAUCCUGGUCCCUGCUUGGCCUACCUUCCACGCUGGUGGUAUGACCAAGACACCAAGCUUUGUACUCAAUUCAUCUACGGUGGUUGCCAAGGGAACCCUAACAACUUCAUAUCUAAAGAUGUCUGUACAACCGUUUGCUUAAACUAA
Molecule: messenger RNA, 420 nt
Organism: Grammomys surdaster
Lineage: Eukaryota; Metazoa; Chordata; Mammalia; Rodentia; Muridae
Product: WAP four-disulfide core domain protein 6B-like
Exons: 3
Coding region: 1-420 (139 amino acids)
Biological process (GO): negative regulation of peptidase activity
Cellular component (GO): extracellular region
Molecular function (GO): serine-type endopeptidase inhibitor activity
Source: RefSeq, a predicted model, not a curated record